Didymodactylos carnosus is the source of this 1434-nucleotide messenger RNA. The record is from the annotation of a GenBank genome assembly. Lineage: Eukaryota; Metazoa; Rotifera; Eurotatoria; Philodinida; Philodinidae.
AUGGAAUUAACACGAACGGAAUUCGAACAAAUGUUAGAAACGACAUGUCAGUCGGUAUUAAAGUAUUUAUUUGACAGAAAAUUCACUCCGGUUCAGCGUAAAAUUACACCUGAAGAACAACAAGACAAUAGUGAAUUAACAAUAUCAAAACAACCGACAAAUCAAUCUUUACAGGAAUUAUUAGAUCGAAUAAUGACUGCUGCUGAAUCCGGUAGAAAUUCUCGUCAUCCCGGUUACAUGCAAUAUAUGCCAAGUGGAGGUUUAUUACAUUCAGUGUUAUCUGAUCUUGUUGGUAAGUGUUUGAAUAAAUAUACAGGAUAUUAUAUGGGAGCGCCAGAUCUAGUUGAUCUAGAAUGCAAAGUUAUAAGAUGGUUGUGUUCAGUUUUUGAUUUGGAUUUGGAUUCUGGGGCAUUUGGAAUAUUAACAACAGGUGGAACAGCAUCCAACUUAUCGGCUGUCUUGAUGGCUCGAGAUAAGCUUUUGCAACCAAAUAUAUUUCAUCUGGGCUGUGUCUAUUGGACGAAACAAACACAUGCGAGUUGUAUAAAAUCAUGUCGAAUAGCUGGCGUUGCACAAAAUGUUCGUAUCAUCCCGCACAAACCCGCAAAUUCAGAUGAAGCCUUUACAAUUGAUUUAGACGAAUUGGAAAAACAAAUUCAAGAUGAUCAUCGUUCAAACUUGUGUCCAUUUUUAAUUGUUGCCAAUGUUGGUUCAGUUGAUACAGGUGCAAUCGAUGAUAUUCAAGGUUUAUCACUAUUGGCAAAAAAAUAUCAACUAUGGUUACAUGCUGAUGGUGCUUAUGGUGCAUAUUUUGCUUUGGUUGAGCCAAUCCCCAAAGCCCUCGAGUCUCUCAAUUUAUGUGAUUCAAUCAGUGCAGAUUUACAUAAAUCGUUUUUUCUACCGCUCGGCACGGGUUUUUUUAGCAAUGUAAAUUUUGCUGAAUUGUCAUUGGAACUAACGCGUGAAAUAAGAGGAUUGAGAGUUUGGUUACCGUUAAAGUUACUUGGUUCGAACACAUUUGCAUUGUGUUUGAAAGAAAAAUUAGAUUUAAUACAAUAUUUACAUAGUGAACUGGAACAAAUUCCAGGUAUUGUUAUCAUUAGUAAACCUGUCUUAUCCAUUCUUACAUUCAGACAUAUUCCGAAAAUAUUGAGACAUUUAUUUGAAAAAGAGCAGCGAGUUGUCCAAGAUGCAAAUGUUGAAUCUCAAUUAUUAGCACAUAAUACACAGUUACUAUCAUCUAUCAAUAGUCGUGGUCGAGUUGCAUUGCAUUCAACAAAAUUAUAUUUGAAUCAUGAUGAUGAACAAGCAGUUAUGGUUAUUCGCAUUGUUGUACUCAGUUAUUUGACUCAUCGAACACAAGUGGAUCAAUGUAUCAGCGAUAUAAAAGACAGUUGUAUGACGAUUGACACACAGACUGUUGCAUCCAUGUGA